This is a messenger RNA of Larimichthys crocea (large yellow croaker), 1411 nucleotides long. Its product is annotated as troponin I, fast skeletal muscle-like. Gene Ontology annotation, biological process: skeletal muscle contraction; cardiac muscle contraction. The record is from RefSeq and is a predicted model, not a curated record. NCBI's taxonomy places the organism in Eukaryota, Metazoa, Chordata, Actinopteri, Sciaenidae. Gene Ontology annotation, cellular component: troponin complex. The transcript is spliced from 7 exons. The coding region runs from base 632 to 1150 and encodes 172 amino acids.
ACAAUGAUAUGUACAUUAAACAGUUAUUGUUUGUUCCUCCUGGUUGUUCUGAAAUAAUAAAUCCCUUCUUCCUGCUGUAUUACACUAUCUCUGGGUGUUAAUAUGAACCUUCAGCAGAAACUUUCAGAUUAAAAUGUUGUAUCUUUGGAACAUAUUCACUUGAUUUGUCUUCACUUAGACUGCUGAAGCUUCACAUUAACUCGCUUCACACUGUUCUCACCACUGUCCCGUUAAACUGCUGGUAUAAAGCAAACUGAAUCUGUGAGCAUUAAUCAUGUCACCGCACUGCCCGUCUGUUGUGUAACAAUUGCUUCAUCCUUUAACUUGUCUCUGUGGGGGGGAACCUGAUAGCGUCCCUUCAGCCUUUGGUUCAGGGAGGCAACUUCCUGCAGCAGAAAUUUAUGAGGUUCCUCGGAUAGUUGUGGUGGUAUUUCUGGAGCCUGCCGGCCCAUUGGUCUGAGUUGGCUCUGCUACCAUAAAGAGGGCUGACUUUACUGCUGAGCAAGCACUUCACACCCUAUAUACCCUGUUUAAUCUUUACUGUUUAGGACUUGGCAAGUGUCUCCCCCCCUUCUUCGUCUUCCUCCUCCUCGUCACGUUCAGUAGGGUGUGAAGAUCACAAACCACCAAAAUGUCUGAGGGAAAGAAAAUGACGUCCAGCCGCAGGCAUCAUCUGAAGAGUUUGAUGCUUCAGAUCGCUGCCAAUUGGAUUGAGCAGGAGAGGAAGGACAUUGAAGCUGCAAAGGAGGCCUACAUGGCCGAGAACUGCCCCGACCCCGACCUCAGUGGAGACCAGGCCGCCCUAAUGGAAAUCUGCAAGAAGCUCCAGGCCGCCAUCGACAAGAUUGACGACGUAAGGUACGACGCUGAGGCCAAGGUCCAGAAGGCCGACAAAGAGAUUGAGGAUCUGAAACUGAAGGUGGUUGAGCUGGCUGGAGUGAAGAAACCCGCCCUGAAGAAAGUGCGUAUGUCUGCUGACGCCAUGCUGCAGGCUCUGCUGGGAGGAAAACACAAGGUGACCAUGGACCUGAGAGCCAACCUGAAGCAGGUCAAGAAGGAGGUCAAAGAGGAGUCGACAGAGGCAGUGGGCGACUGGCGUAAAAACAUUGAGGAUAAGGCUGACAGGAAGAAGAUGUUUGAGACUUCCUAAAUCCUUUCUGAAGUGGCGAGGACGACAGCAGGGGGGACGUUUCCGCCGAGGUCUGAGUGACUGAAUGUGUCUCUGUGUUCCAGCAGGACACACAGGGACAAGAGUUUAGACACUUUUUUGUUGUUUUGUUGGUUGUCUUGGUGAUACCGUAGCCACCGUAAGAGACUGAACUCAGACAAAGUAACGUCACCAUGUACACAAUUCAAACGUCAAACAUUCAAAAUGUACAGGUUUUCAUUAGAAAUAAAUGUUUUGAAAUAA